Prunus armeniaca (apricot) is the source of this 1569-nucleotide messenger RNA. NCBI's taxonomy places the organism in Eukaryota, Viridiplantae, Streptophyta, Magnoliopsida, Rosales, Rosaceae. The record is from the annotation of a GenBank genome assembly.
AUGGCAGAAUUCACUCAUGAGAGCACGGAAGACCAGGAGGAAGAAGAGUUACAGGAGGAAGUGUUAGAUUUUGCGCCAGCAGCACUGGAUGACUCUCUGCCAGAAGUGGAAGAUCCUUUACAGGAAAUAAACUUAGGGACAGAAGAGGAUCCAAGACCUACUUUUAUUAGCGCACUAUUGAAAGAACCGCUCAAGAGUGAGCUCAUUGCACUGUUGCAGGAGUUCAGAGAUUGUUUUGCUUGGCAUUAUCAUGAAAUGCCAUGUCUAGACAGAGAAUUAGUGGAGCACAAGUUGCCAAUCAAAGAGGGAUACCUUCCAGUCAAACAGGCCAGAAGAAGAAUGUCCCUGGACACAAAACUAAAGGUCAAAGAAGAAAUAGAAAGGUUGCUCAAAGCAGGAUUCAUCAGACCAGCCAUCUAUGCAGAUUGGCUAGCUAAUAUUGUACCAGUUCUGAAAAGAAAAACUGGGGUAGUCAGAAUCUGUGUGGAUUACAGAAUGAGGCAGCACAAACUAAAGAUGAACCCAAAGAAAUGUGUUUUUGGAGUUCAAGCAGGAAAUUUCCUAGGAUUCUUGGUCCACCAGAGAGGUAUAGAAAUCGACAAAAACAAAGCAAAGUCCAUCAUAGAAGCUCUGCCGCCUAGGAACAAGAAAGAAUUGCAGAGUCUCUUAGGAAAAAUUAAUUUUUUAAGAAGAUUCAUAUCCAAUUCUGCAGGAAAGAUCCAGCUUUUCUCCUCUUUGUUAAGAUUGAAACAGGAACAGACCUUCAAGUGGGAAGAACAGCACCAACAAGCUUUUGAGGAAAUCAAGCAUUACCUCUCAAAUCCACCAGUUCUGUCCCCACCAAAGAGAGGCAGACCACUCAAGCUCUAUGUAUCUGCAUCAGAAGUAUCCAUUGGGAGUCUGUUGGUUCAAGAUAACAAGGAAGGGAAGGAACAGGCAAUCUAUUACUUGAGCAGAACUCUGACAGAGGUGGAAAGAAAAUAUUCUGCAAUUGAAAGACUUUGCCUAGCCUUGUACUUCACUGCUGUGAAACUCAGACACUACAUGCUGUCAUACACCAUCUACAUAAUUGCCAAGACAGAUCUGAUCAAGUAUGUUCCUCAGAAAGAUGUCAAGGGACAAGUUGUGGCAGACUUCCUAGCAGAUCAUCCUGGAGAGGAAAUUGAGAACAUGGACUCUUUGGACAUAGCAAAUGCAGAUCUGUUAACUAGAGCUUACACUUGCUUUAACAAUCCUAUCUAUUCAGUUCAUCUCACACCUUGGAAGCUGUAUUUUGAUAGAUCAAAAACUUAUAUAGCUUCUGGGGCAGGAAUUGUUUUGGAAGAACCACUUGGAAUCAGACACUGUUAUUCUUUCCAGUUAGAUUUCCAAUGCACCAACAACAGGGCAGAAUAUAAAGCUCUAAUCAUAGGAUUAAAAAUGCUGAUUGCUGGGGAAUACAAGUGCCUUAGUCCUUCUCUAGCUGUAUAUCUAGUGGCAGCUAGGAAUCUUCUGACAGAAUUUAGAGAAGCUACUUGGGAACACAUCCCAAGGGAGGAAACUGUGCAGCCAAUGAACUGGCCCAAGUAG